This is a messenger RNA of Gavia stellata (red-throated loon), 1925 nucleotides long. RefSeq names its product histamine N-methyltransferase. NCBI's taxonomy places the organism in Eukaryota, Metazoa, Chordata, Aves, Gaviiformes, Gaviidae. The record is from RefSeq and is a predicted model, not a curated record. The coding region runs from base 128 to 1006 and encodes 292 amino acids. The transcript is spliced from 7 exons. Gene Ontology annotation, molecular function: N-methyltransferase activity.
GGCAUCACGCCGUGGGAGCCCGCGGCCCCGAGAGGCACAGACUGCUUGCACUUAUUCCUUCUCUAGGUCUGAAAGAAGAGCUGCAGGGAGCAACCUGUCCCCUCCUGCACCCUUUUGACCCCCCAGAAUGGCAUCGCCCAUGAGGAGCUUGUUCACCGACCCCGACAGAUACCUCCAGUCUUUCCGCCUCUUCCUCACAAAUUCAACCGAGCACCAGUGCAUGCGGGAAUUCAUGGAGAGGCAGCUGCCGUCCGUGAUAGCGAGUAUUGGAAACGGGAAGUCUACAAUCAAUAUUCUAAGUGUUGGUGGUGGAGCAGGUGAGAUUGACCUGCUGAUCCUCUCAAAAGUGCAAGCCAGAUAUCCAGGGAUCACCAUCAACAAUGAUGUGAUAGAGCCAAGUGCUGACCAAAUCUCCAAGUACAAAGAGCGUGUGGCUGAGACAUCAAACCUCGAGAAUGUAAAGUUUACUUGGCAUGAGGAGACAGCUUAUGAAUAUGAAAGUCGAAUGAAUGCAGAAAAGAAGUCUAAAAAAUGGGACUUCAUUCACAUGAUCCAGAUGCUGUAUUAUGUGAAAGAUGUCCCUGCAACUAUCCGGUAUUUCCACAGCCUCCUGGAAGCACAGGCGAAGCUCUUCAUUAUCUUGGUGUCAGGAACCAGCGGCUGGGAAACGCUGUGGAAGAAGUACGGGUCUUCCUUCCCUUUAGAUGACCUCUGCUCUUACGUUUCCUCUGCUGACAUCAAAAGGAUUCUGGAUUCAGCCGGGCUGAAGUACCAGCUGCAUGAGCUCCCAUCCCACAUGGACAUAACAAGCUGCUUUAUUGAAGGGAACAAGGAUGGGGAGCUGUUGCUGGAUUUCCUGACAGAAACUUGUGAGUUUUCUAAAACUGCUCCUCCUGAAUUAAAGCGUCAGGUAAUGGAAGAGUUAAGAAAGCCUGGAUGCAGCGAAAAAAGAGAAGGGAAGGUGCUUUUUAAUAACAACCUGAGUGUAAUAGUGAUUGAGCCAUGACUUAACCUCUUCUUGCUUCUUGAUCCAAAGCAAAUAGUCCAAUGCAAACUAUUAACAGCUGAAAUAUGUUUUUCAUACUUUAUAAAUAGCUUAGUUUACUUCAGUACUGAGACAUAAUUUUUGGAGCCUGUUAAGAAAUCAGUAUUAAUAUCUGUUGUUGUAAAUGAGCUUUAAUACCCGAUUAAUUCUGCACUAAUCUAUGAAUGUGUAACUUACUAAGCAGUUAAUUGUGCUUUAUUGUAUGGAUGUUGUAUAAUCAGAUGUAAUUUGGACCAUCCACUCAGGCACUGCAGACAACUGACCAUUUCCUAAGAAAUAAUCAAGAACUAUACAUGGUUUCAUCACCUUCAUUUAAAAACUCUCUACGGACCAGAUAAACAAAAUACAACUUCUCAGUGCAGCUGGCAAAAGUGGAGGCUCAGAACGCCCGACCAUGUGGGUGGCUUCUCAGUGGGAUUUCUUGAGCUUGCUGUGACUUCAAGAUCUCAUACCUCCAGUUACUGUGAAAGUGGCCUCACACCUUCUGCACGUGCGAUGGUUGCCUGCUCUUGCCUCCGCAGCCACCUCCAUUUAAGGGCACUGCUUCCCUUUUCCUGUAUUUUUACUUUAUUUUUAUGAUGUUGCACCUGCAGAGCAAUUUGUGGACCAGGUCCAUACCGGCACUGCAAGAGGGAAGUGAUUGAAGAUGGUUGAGGCACAGCAGUGGUAAUAACUGUCCUGGAGAGGUGGAUUUCACUAGUGAGCCCUGAUGCAAUGCCUUUGUUAGAAAUCUGCUACUGCUGUCAUAUAGGGCGUUCUGAUGUUUUUAGUUAACCACACAAACCUUCUGGUCGCAGCCAUUCACCAGCCUGGCAGCAAGGGCCAUGCGUGGCUUGUGAGCUUUGUAACAAUGAAGCUGUAAAAAUAAACUUGGAUGCCA